UCUGCACUGAACUUUGUGCGAGAAUAAUUGUAUCGUAUUGUAUGCCUGCUGUGGUCGUGCGAGAGAUAUCUUAAAUUUCGGUUUUUAGAGACGAGUUUGAGUGUAUAUUACUUACUCUUCAGAAUGAGUACUACUGAGGUAGUUUCUGUUUCUAGGUCAUCUCGGUCGUAGUUCCAGAAGUUGACCACAGAGAUCUAGCUUCAGCUACUUCCAACAUACCUCGUCCGUAUAUUCGAACAAACCUCGUUCGUAUAUGCUUCCACAACGUCAUAUGCAACACUUGUCACCACUGCAGGUUUCGGUAUCCUUGAGAAUCCAAUCGGUUUGCGCCACAGCAUUUUCCUCCCACAUUUUCCGAAACUUCCACUCCAACCAUAAAUAUUUACUUGUAAAAAAAACCGAAGUCCAUUGUUCUAAGUAGUGCUAGAAUUUACUACAGGAGUGGUUGUUACUCGUAGGGGUUUCAGAUUUUUGGAGGUGGAUUCAUAACAAGAUGAGUGCUGAUCUUAGAGAGUACGAUACAAAAAUUGAACGAGUCAUUGUUGAAAAAAAUAGUCCCUCUUGAUCAUACGUAUUCGAUUUUCGUCUCCAUUUGUUCUUGGUACAAUCAUUCUGGUGAAAUAAGUGAGUAUCUGAUCACGUCGACGAGUAGAGCCUACAUUUUUUUUACUUACGAGUAGAGCCAGACAAAGAUAUUACUACCCAACGACGUGGUUUCUCCUAGUCAUCUCAGCCAGCCUGUGAAGUGUACUAGGACCCUGAACCUGGAACCGUGCACGCUACAACAAAGGAGCUGCUGGAAGAUACGACCUGCCUUGUACUAUCUAUGCUGGGAGAAUGGUGCUGCUUCCAAAUUCCAACUUCCUUGGUCGCACUUCUUCUGGGCACCAGACGAGAAUGCUGAAGUCUGCUUGGGUCCUCGGCUUUUCCGCAUUCACAGGAGUUUUGGCCCAUGAUGAGAAGCACAAGCAUGGCAAUCACCACAAGCACAAGACCAGCACUAGUUCGUCUUCUUUUACCACUACAACUAGCUCGGACAACCCCCGCCAGGAUCACAUGGAUGGCCAUUCCAUCAGCAGUAAGAUGAGCAACGAAGGCACACCCACAACCUUUUCCUUGUUGCAGCUCGGCGAAUCCGCUACUGCAAAAGUUAAGGUUCUAGUUUUGCUUUUGUAUGUGCUGUGCAAGAUUAUUAACUCAAAAGAGAUUCAGGGAAGUCGUGGGUCCAAUCCGAAUCGACUAACAUCAUCAUGGCCUAGCUCUUUCUCCCUGCCUCGUAAAUCUUAGGUUAGGCCGUCCCUCGAAGUCGAUCCAAUAACAACUUGUCAGCCUGAUUCCUUACUUAGCACUACAUUAAGAAAGUAGCCAGUUGAAAAUUUUCCCUCGUCUUACUCCCUCCACCACGCAUUAACCGAAUUCCUUGUGAGAUGAAUCAAUACUUGAUAGUUCAUCAUUCGGUCUCAUUGCCCUUUCUAUUUGAAGGCACAAUUUGACUGGAAGGGCCUCAAAUCCAUUUGACAGGAUGGAACAUGAGGUCGCAUGACAUGACAGGGGAGAGAUCAAUGGGAGUUGUGGUCAGGGGUGAAUCGGGACAAUUUCCCUCUCAAGGUAGUUCUCCCUCUUUAGCCUCUUAGUUAGGGGUUGAGUGAUCUACCUCGUGAGGGGUUGAGUGAUCUCCUAUUUACCUCCUUAGUGGGGUGAUACUCACACUCAGGCACUCGUAGGAUACCUUUAUUUCUAAAUAGAGUCUACUCUAUGUAUGGGAUACUUCUCUAUAACAAGAAUGUAUACUACUCUUACAUCGGCGAAGCAGUGGACCCUCAACCUUAAUCUUAACCUUGCUGGGGAACAACUUAUAAUUACUAUAGCAUACUUGUACUUCACAUACUCAUGAUACCUCGUCCAUUUUUUACGUAUGUCUAAGAAGACCAAGGGGAAAGCAGGGAGUGGAAAUGUGAAGGAAAUGGACCCGGGAGAUGUGGUGAUAAAGGUGAUUGGACCUGGCGAUGCCGCACAAGAUGAAAUCGCUGUGGAAAUCCUACAGGCGGUAUUAUCUUCCUUCAUACUAGACCAUUAUUAUAGUCAUAGUCUGACUAAUAUACUUGUUUAUACUUGUUACAAUGAAUGAAUGAAUGUUACAUUAUCAUGAUAGGAGGUACAGACUCGAGGACAUCUGGAGAACUACGUUAAUAUGUUACGGAAUAUUUCUGUAAUUUUUGAGCAGCUUAUGGUUCCUAGGGAGAUCUGAAAAUGGUAGUACAUUCUGAUCGUUUACUUUAUCUUGUUCUUGAGAUUGUUAAAGAUUAUGGUGAUAAGCAGUACUAUAGACAUUUGUUAUAAAUCAGGCCUUCACGUCUUUUUUUUGGUUUUUUCCUAGUUAGCUUCGCUCCACCACUACUAUAACACGGAGUUGCGUUAAUCCGCUCGAGUAUGCAGGUAAGACUGUGGGCGGCGGACUGAAUCCUAAUCCUAAACAUGACAUAUUAAAUGAAAAUGAAUCGUGAGAAUCGUAUCAAUCUUCAGUUGAUGCCGGGUCCGAUGCACGGCGCUCAGGGUUCCAAUGGAGGGGGUGGAGUCGUGGUGGGCGAUGCCCAACGAGGCGAUCCUAUGUUAAGGCUACAAGAAAUCCAUCUUCACAGGCAUGCUCACAGGCAUGCCCUUUAGGCUAAAAGAAAUCCAUCUUGGUCCUCCCGACCUUUUUUAAAGGGACGAAAACAGGCAUGUCCUGCAGGCUAAAACAAAUCCGUCGUCCUCCCGUUUUUCGACUUUGCUUAGUUCUAACUCCGCAAGCGAUGAGGCGUGACUUGGAUCUGUCUAUUGCUAUGGGUUUGAUGCCCAUCAUCCAGGCGAUGGGCAAGCCCCCGGUACAUCCUUGUGAUCCUAUCUUGGAAAAGGUCUGUCCUGGUAUUCCGCGAAACCGCGUACACGAUUCCAUCCACUGUCUCGCCACUCAUCCAGAGCAAGUCUCGAAAGAGUGCGAACAACGGGUACUUGAUGAUAGAUUUUAUUGUUGUGGACAAACGCGGUGUGGACCACGUCGUUCCCUCAUAUCGUCCCAGGACGUAGAGGCGCGGCAGUCGCAGCUGCGGGGAGGUCGGCGCCCUGUGGAAACAACGGCGCCCUGUGGAGGCGAACUGAUUGAUUGAGUGCUUGAUUGUUGUAGUACUUAGCGUUCAUCCACUACUACAGUAUCAAGUAUAUGACUUUCCUCGAUGGUUCGGAUGUAAGUAGCUCUUAUUCUCUACUUGCAAUUUUUUAUAAAUGAAUGUAAUGAAUACUUAGGAACAAUGAAUACAAGGAAUAUUAGCUAUUUAAGCAAAAAGUAGAAGUUGUGGCUGUUGUAGAGGAUUAUAAAAUAUAUCUUUUGUAGAAAUACGCGAGGUCUUGUACUACUAGAAAAGAGGCGGGUUUGUUUAUAAUUGUCCUCAUUCGACGACGGGCGUCAACUAGUAAAUACUUCUCAUCACACUUGUAUUUGUAUAGUUGCUAACUUCGAGUGUCCACAUCAACGCUUUACCUCAGAACAGAACGAUGUACGUUUCCUUCAGUGUUGUACUUUGUACGUUUACCACCUCAGUAUACAACCUUGUACUACGUUACCACGCCUCGACCACAUCAACUAGGUUCACAAUUCGCUGUCGUAUUUGUGCCAUAAGGAACUGGAAACUCUGUGUGAUGAAAGGAAGACGGACCCGUUCGACAUUUCUCCGCUGCAGUGCUUGCGCGUUGCUAUGGAGCAAGAUGCGCGGCAGGUGAGCGAGCAGUGCACGAACGCCAUGCAAAUCACACAUCGCAUCAUGAACACGCUGAACACGCCUGGUGCGAAAAUCACUCUCGAGCACAAGGAUGCAGCCAAAGCCGCAGAGGAGGGACCAUUACACGUUGUGGACCCACAAACAGGUAUUUGUUUCGACUGGGUGGAUGUUUCAACUUACUUAUGAAAAUAUAUUCAUUUACAAGUCCCAACUCAGAAUAAUUUCUGUGGUUUAUAUGUUUCAAGGUCGUGUAGGUGUAUGUUUUAACUUUAAGGUCGUGUAGGUGUUGAUUUGUGAAAGUCAUAGUUCAAAUUCUCAACUCGUGUGAAGAUGAGACUGCCACCUUUAUGGCCACGUGAUAUAACCCCUGUCGCUGGGUACCUUACUGCCAUGAUGUAUGAGAAAAAUUAUCAUAUUCAAAAGGUCAUACGAUGUCUUCGCUGGCCUCGGUUGCGCAGUGGCAAAAGACGGUGCUUUUUCCGGUCGUAGGCGCCCUGUUAUUGACCAUUAUGGUCGGGGCACUGCUGGGUCGCUCCGCGGUGGUGCGACAGGCGGCGCGUGAGCACCUCGAGUCUGCUCGGAUGGCCGUCAAAAGCUACUUCGUGCCUACCAGGUCGUACACCAGUGACAGUGGACAGGAAAAUCUAAACGACUUCGGGUUGGAGCCUGGCUGCAAAGUUAAGGUUAUAGUAGUAUUCAGAUUUUGAAAAAUUAUUUAUAUUAGAACAUUUCGUAAGAAGGAUGUUGGAUUGGAUGGAUUGCAUGGCAUUGCAUGCAUUGCAUGAGCCGAGGGGGUCAGAGUGCGACCUUCUUAAGGGAGCGACACGGGAACGAAGACUCAGGGCGCGGCAUAGGAAUAAUUGGCUCCGUUGUAGGAGUAAGUACUUGAAUAGUGCUGGCACGUACUAGCUAUUGUAAGUAGCUCGACUAGGCUAGCUUGCCUGUGAUCUCGACCGUCUUGCUCACUGUUCCCUGGCGCACACAGGCCACGGCGUUUGCGCUGCUCCUUGCUUGUUUCUGGGGCGAGGUCACAGUGGGGCCGUGUUUGUGUUCGUGUAUCGUAAAGUAAUUCUCCGGCGGAGCCGCCCGGUAUUGCGGAGGAAGUAUGGCGCCCGAAGGGCGCCGCGCAAAAUAUAUUGUUUUUUGGGUGGUCCAUCCAUGCAAUGCAUGCCAUCCAUGCCAUGCAAUCCAGAAGUUCGGAGGUUGCCUUAUAUUCUAUUAUAUAUUUUCUACACUCUUACUCCACCGAAAUACUGAUCUUAGAAAGUCCUAGGUUCAUCUUAUAUAUUAUAUAUUGAAGAUUCAUUCAGUAGAGGUAGAGCGUCGCAACAACUCAAAUGCAAUCUCAACAGCUGCUUGAUCAUAUUAAGAGUCCGAGUCUUUUUGCUUUGUACUAAGUACCUAAGACGUCUAAGUACAAGUAGGUACAAGGUUCUUGUCAUCCCUCUAAUAGAGAUCCGCAGAUGCGUCGCGUGCACCUGAACACAGCAGCGAUCGAGAUUUCGCCGGAAUCGAGUCCGAUGCACGUAACCACGGGUGCACAAAUGUUGGCGGAUCCUCUCUUAAGGCUCAUGAGGUAAAGGCAAAUAAGUAACUCUACUACGUCGGUCUUUUGAUCGAAAAAUGUAUAGCGGCAAUGAAUCUAGUGCAUGUAGUCGAAAUCCAAAGCUAUUUGGUUUAGAUUUUCUGUCUAAGGCUAAUAGAUGCAACUUUGUACUAGGAUUACAUAUUUCUUUUCUAAUGCUUGUCGGAACGGAGCCUGCUGCUGUCGUCUCACUCAAUGGAGUUGGUAAUGCUGCAGGACACAAGUACGCGGGUCACGGCGACCUUGCGACUUCUUCCGUACGAGGUGGGGCAAACUCAGCUGUCUAGGCGGAUGACGAUUUGUUUCAGAAGUGUUUGAAAUCGAUGAAGGGAGAGGGAAGAGGAGGACUAGUUUAUGAACAAUGGCGAGGAAUUGAAAAGGAAGGACUAGUUAACGAAGGGGGAGGAAAUGAAAGAGGAUUCCAGUAGUUAUGAUAGACGUUGGUCGUGUAGUUAUUUUUCGCCAUCUGGAGGCUUGAAGUAUCCAGCUCUAGAGUUGUGGGAGGCCCUUUAUCCUCAAGGGCGGGAGCGAGAGCAUACGACACGGCACCCUUUCGGGUGCGGAUGGUGAAAAACUACCGCUUCGUCAUAGAGGCAAGAUUCAUCAUGCGCACAAGUAGACAUAGACACAUUUUAUUUGACUUUAACAAGAAAACCAAAAGUAGACAUGAUAAAAAGUAGACAUGAGGGUACUUAAGUGAGUACUACACGAUGAUUAUGCUGAAGAUGCAGUAUUAAGAACAAUACAUCUGAUUCUAGUUAUGAAACAGUAUGCCAGCAACAACAAGAAAUAGGCCGCUGUCCUGAAAAUGACUAUCUGUCAUGAUAUCGUUGUACAUAGAUGGAAGGAAGACGUUCAAGAUGUAGAGUCAAGGAAGGUGCUUGUGAAAGUAAACCUAUCGAAGAUCUUCGUUCAGAAAGAAAAACUAGACCAAUUGGCUUUCUUCCACUACGCAUGAGAUAGCAUAAGUUAAAUGUCAUAAAUAUCAAAUCAGAAGAAGAUCGUAAUCGUUGCAGCCCGGAGCGCAUCAUCAAUACAAACAAACGAACGAGUAGACUUGAUUUGAUACGUAAAUAUACAUAAAGAGAGCCCAAGCUGUAAUCAAUGCAGAAAGAGUGAUGGCCAGUUCAACAGCUAAUGUGGUGAUCGAUUCCAGAACGAAUUACUAGAAAUGUGGAAGAAGUUGCAAGUAGAGCCAGCCGUAAUCAUGUUUAGUUACUCUUCGUUGUGUGCCUGUCGUAGAGCAAUUAUUAGAGAUAACAAAUAAAUAACUCUAUUGUGAUGUUGAUGCUGUGAUGCUAGAAGUAUCUGGAGGAUACAGGUCGUUUGCCCCGUGGAAGGUGUAGGUGAGGCAAAUGUUAUCCUAUCAUGAUCGUCACGUUCGGUUCGUUUUUCCCUCAUAGCCUAGAUGUAUCCUUGCAUGCAAGCUAUCAUGAUCGUCACAACUAGUACUACGCGGCGUUUAAUACUUCUAUCGUGUGACUCUAGAAUCAUAACCGAUGAUAGAUUCUCUGCGACUAAACGGGGCGAAGAUAUUAAAGUGACCAACUUUAUGUCGAUGCCUAAGAACUUGAACAGAUUGAAGUUCAAGUUCUAUCUGCAGCAUCUAGGUGAAGUAUCAAGAACUAGUCUCUACUUCAUCUAUCAGAGCUACUAGUGUCUACGGGCGGUUUAUCGGUUCUCGUUCAACAGUUAAAUGUUCCGGGCGUGUAGACAGUAGGACAUCAAAAAAUGAAACAGCACUAGCAAAGACGCGGCGCCCAUGUUGACAGCUCUAGCUCCCCCAUCGAUCUAGGUGGAACAAGACAGAUAGAGAGAGCGCAACGGUGGAGGUCGUAACGACAACGCAGUCAAUGGACGGCCAUGUCUGCUAGUAAAUCUGGGAGACCAACGCCCAACCUAACCUAACCAGCUAUGCAGAGCGCCACGAAGAAUUUUUAACACUUUGAUGGAGAACAAGGUGGCUCGAACGAACUUAAUUUUCUAGAUCUAAGUACAACAAUGUCCGUCGCAUCAUUCUAGAAAUCCUGUACGGAACACUAACACAUCUUGCAGCUGCUAGGGGGCACACAUCUCAACAUGCAUGCAUAGAUGACCAGGAACCGCCAGACGUGAUUAGAACGAAAUUAACAAUGCAAAUUGUGAAAUCAAUCGCUAUUUGCAUAGUAUGUCAAAUUUAUCAAAUAUCGAGAAAGUAAACACUUAUUUAUUAUGAGAUUUCGGUUUGGUGGAUAAACGGGGAAAAAGAAACUGCUAGAGGACUAUAAUCUGUUUAUAUUUGAUAUUGAGAACAAAAAGAAGACCAAUCAUCUGCUAAAUAUGCGUGUGCAGCAGCAAAUAGCGAACCUUUUUUAGAUUUAUGAUAUGAUGUGAUAUGGCGGAAGCAUACGAACGUAUGCCUAUCAUGCCUUCUACAAGAUUACUCACACUCUGAAGGACGACGCCGAUUUCUACAAAAAUGCACUAAAUGUUGCAGCAAAAAACCUCUAUUGAGACCAUAUGACAUGGUGCGUUUCUCUAACGGAGGCAAAUUCUGUGAUGGGAGCGACUGCG
Amoebophrya sp. A25 is the source of this 7893-nucleotide messenger RNA. The record is from the annotation of a GenBank genome assembly. NCBI's taxonomy places the organism in Eukaryota, Dinophyceae, Syndiniales, Amoebophryaceae.